UAUAUGAAGGAAAUUCCCAUGAAAUAUUUGUCGAACAAAUAUUUUUAUCUUUAAUAACAUUAACACUUCAUUUAAAUGACCUAGCUAAAUCUGUACAUGAAAGUUGUAAAACAUGUUUUCAAUUCAUCGCACUAUUACUUGAUCAACCACAAUUAGUCGAAUUAGUUUUUUAA
Messenger RNA from Rotaria sp. Silwood1, 173 nucleotides. The record is from the annotation of a GenBank genome assembly. Lineage: Eukaryota; Metazoa; Rotifera; Eurotatoria; Philodinida; Philodinidae.